Messenger RNA from Eupeodes corollae, 7356 nucleotides. RefSeq names its product ATP-binding cassette sub-family C member Sur (gene Sur). The transcript has 24 exons. Gene Ontology annotation, cellular component: membrane. The record is from RefSeq and is a predicted model, not a curated record. Gene Ontology annotation, biological process: transmembrane transport. The coding region runs from base 438 to 7100 and encodes 2220 amino acids. NCBI's taxonomy places the organism in Eukaryota, Metazoa, Arthropoda, Insecta, Diptera, Syrphidae. Gene Ontology annotation, molecular function: ATP hydrolysis activity; ABC-type transporter activity; ATP binding.
GAAUAUUUAUACGAUUAGGAGGUGCACAUUUUUGAAAAUCUAAAACGAUAUCUAAAUUUUAAAAUUUUCGUUCCGCGGCAAUUUUAUUUUGUUUUUCUGUUUUUCUUGUGUGAUGUGUCAAAAUUGAAAAUUUGUUUAUUUUUACAAAAUUGUGCGAUUCAAUGCUCUCUCGAAAAUAAACAUAUGUACGUAUUUUCAAAAACAUUGAUCGUUCCGUGUGUCGAUGUCGCAAGCUCGCUUAGAACAAACAUUUUUAAUUUCAAAAUCACUUGCGUUCGAAAGUACUCGGUGCGUUUUGUUCGGUUGUUCAAUAAUGUUUUUGUUUUUCUAAAUUAUGUACUGUGAUUUAAAAACUCCAUAAGUUAUUGUAUUAAAUUCUGAAUUUAUUUUAAUUUAGGUCAGAUUAGUAAUAAUUGUGAUUUUUUUAAAUUUAAAUUAUGAAAUUUAUAACGUGUACGGAUGUGGAUGUCCUUAAGGAAUCUCCAUUACUGGAGACAGAUGUUUGUGCAACUAAUAAAGUGCAGUUGAUAUCAACAUGUUGUGUGGGGGGAAUGCUUAUUUGUAUGGCUGUUGUAGCAUUGGUGAAAUUUCGACAAAGGUGCUACAAAACAUUACUUAAAUUUCAUAGUUUACGCUCGGCUAUUGUUGUAUGCCUUCUGGUCAUAAACACUUUGGAAUUGGGAAGAGCAUGUCUGCCGUUAAGUCAACAGUUUUUAACAACACUUAAAGGUGUCAGUAAUGAAAGUGUGGCUGCAAAUGACAGUUAUAGCAGUAUGAAAAAUAAUUACACAGAUUUAAGAGCAACUUAUAUUGUUCCUUUACGCCGAAGUUUGCCACACAUUCUGUUUUUAUUGCCGGGACUUUUGGAAAUCUGGAAUGCUGUCGUGGCAAUUUGUUUUACCCUCGUUUUGCUGACCUUUCACCGAAUCAUCGAAUUAAAAUGUGCUGUUGGAUUUUUAUAUGCAAGUGUGCCAGCAGUGGUUUACAUUUCGUUUGUACGAUUUUAUAAAUUAUCCGAAAUCACUUUUGCCAAUAACAGCAUUUACGAAAUGGAAGCAUUUGUACAGUGCUCCAGUGGAUUGUGUUUGUUUUUGUUGAGCAUAACUGACGCAUACACAAUAUACAAACAGCGGAACAAACCUCUUUUAGGAACUAAAAAAUCAUCAGAUGAAGACGAAAGAAAUAUUGGAUAUAAACACACAUAUUCGACAUUUUAUUCCAAAAUUAUAUUUUGGUGGUUGACACCUUUAUUAUGGCAAGGUUACAAGGAACCCUUGGAACAAGAACAACUUGGCCACAUGCGUGAAGAAGACAGUGCUAGAGCUUUCUAUGACCAAUUCUUAAUAAUUUAUAAAACAGCAAGUGCGGGCAACAAACAUCCAUCACUAUGGUUAUGCUAUUUGAAGAGCAGUUGGCCGAUGUUUACUCUUGGUGGAUUGCUGAAAUUCUUCGGAGAUCUAACGGCUCUUGUCGGGCCGAUUUCAAUCGACUUAAUUGUUUCGUAUGUAGAGCAAUUUUACAAAUACCAAUCGGAUGCCUUGAUGAUGGAAUUAGAAGCGAAAAAACACAAUGUGUCGAUGACGGAGCAACAAAUGGACAAAACUUUUCUACAAAUUGCCAAUCUUAGGAGAGCCUACAUUGGGGCUUCGUAUCCAUUUGACCAAGGGAACUACUCGUACAACAACCAUUACGACCAUCAGGAGGAUUUGCCUGUCCCCCUUGUGUCUAAAACGGACAUAGUAAUUUACCAUCCCUGCUGGGCGGAUUUGCUGUCAAAUGGAUGGGCCAUUGCUUGGUUUGUUUUUGUGGCGUCGUUGGCACAAGGCACUCUUUCGCAAGCCUCUACACACAUUUUGAAUAUGACUGGAAUACGAAUAAAGACAUCCUUGCAAGGUUUAAUUUAUCGAAAAACACUACUCCUAAGCUCGAGUUGUUCUCCAACAGCAUCAACAACAACAACUAAUAGUGCCAGUACAACAAAGAGUACCCUAAAUAAUAACCAGAGGGCUGAUGAUGGUAAAGUUGGACAAGUCAACAAACAUAAUCAUCAUCAGUUGAAGCUGAAGCAGAGGCUGAAUAAACUAAAGGACAAUGGAGGGAGUUUUACAAAACCGAUUAGUUGUGAAAACGAUGUUGGAGCAGUUACAAAUCUUAUGUCAGAGGACACCCUUAAUAUUAUGUCAUUCUUCUGGAUAGCCCACUAUGUUUGGGCAAUACCAUUAAAGAUUGGCGUGGUAAUUUAUUUGCUUUACAUGCAAUUGGGAGAGAGUGCAAUUAUUGGUUCAUUCGUGUGUAUCCUUACAUUGACCCCUUUGCAAUUUCUAAUUGGAAAAGCAAUGUCAAAUAACUCGGAAAUUGUGGCGAAAUGCACCGAUGAACGUUUGAAGAAGACCCAUGACGUUUUGUGUGGCAUUAAGAUUAUCAAAUUGAAUGCUUGGGAGAAGGUCUUCGGAGAUAAAAUACGAACAGCAAGGAAUAUGGAAUUGAAGUAUCUUAACAAAGAUUCCUUUUACUGGACAUUGAUGACAUUUCUUACCCAUGCAUCAACAGUGCUAAUAACAUUUGUUACCCUAGCUGUUUACGUCAAGAUGGGUGCCGUCGACGAUGAUAUCAGCAUAAACAACACCAUUCUAUCGACAACGCUUGUGGCUUCUAACGGAAGUAAUAUUUCAGCAAACAUUAGGCAAAGCUCCACAACGAUGAUGAACAAAAGUGAGCAAAAGGUAGUUCAGUUUACAGCAAGUCGAUUGUUCUCGGCUCUUGCUCUAUUCAACCAACUUACCGUACCCUUGCUGAUUUUUCCCAUUACGGUGCCAAUAAUCAUUUCCGCUAUUGUCAGUACUCGACGAUUGGAGAAGUUUCUUCGUGAACGUGAAGUUCAAAAGCAGUUCGAAGGCAUCCGCCACAUGGCUCGAAUACUCAGCAAGAGUGACGCAUCUUUGGACAUGUACGAAGAAAAUGAAAUGCAGAGGGUAACUCCUACUCUGCCUCCACCAUACACACCCACUGCAUCGUCGUCGUCGUGUUCCUUGCCAUCGCCCUUAUCCACCACUGUCACGUUCAAUUCUGCAAUUCAACUUCCAAACAAUCAGCCAUCAUCGACAAGUCCAAGCCCACCACAACUAUCAUCGCCUCAGCCCUCUCCAAUUCCGGUAGUUGCUUCGUCCACGGAGAAUUUGAUUAAGCACGACAAUGCCAGUAACGGUGCCCGUGACGCAAAACAACUUCAAAAGGAGGACUAUUCAACAAGACAAGACGACUCAAUGGAAGGUGAACGCCACCAUCGUCAUCAUCGUUCCAGCCACCGAGCAUCCCAAGACAAAUCGAACGGUACAAACGAUUGCCAAACAUCACCUAAAAAACACAAAGACCUGAUUCGGAGUUCCCGGAUCGAACGGUUCAGAUCAAAACACCCGAAACUGUCAUCGACCAGUUCGUUGCAAUUUCAGGCUGCCGAUAACUUGGCUCUGUUCGUUAAGAAUGGACUUUUUUCCUGGGCAAAUUGCAAUACCAUGUUGCGGAUCGAUAGUUUGGAAAUACCUAAAGGUCGGCUCACUUUGGUUGUUGGAAAAAGUGGAAGCGGAAAGUCUUCCCUAUUGGGUGCUCUACUAAUGGAAAUGCAACAAAUAUCCGGUGAAAUUGUGUGGAAUAAAUUCGCAACAAUUGCAUAUGUCCCCCAAGUGCCAUGGCUUCAACAUGCCAGUAUACGUGAGAACAUCUUGUUUGGCGAGUCGUUUCGUCCGAAACGAUAUAACAUGGUCCUGGAAUCGUGUGCCCUUAAGCCAGAUAUAGAACUGAUGCCCAAAGGCGAUAUGACAAUAAUCGGUGAACGUGGCAUAAAUUUGUCGGGAGGACAAAGACAACGUAUUGCUAUAGCAAGAUCCUUGUAUUCCUCGGCCAAUGUUGUCAUCAUGGACGAUUCACUUUCAUCGCUGGACAAUGAAGUUUCCGGACACGUUUUUGAAAGGAGCAUUAGAAAAAUGUUAUUAAAUGCCAAUCGGACUGUUAUCCUGGUAACUCAACGUUUGCAAUUGAUACACAAUGCGGACUAUAUUGUCGUUAUGAAAGAUGGUUGCAUGCAGGCAGCUGGGAGUUACAAGGAUAUCGAGGCAAAUCAUCCUAAAAUUGUCGAUAGAUGGAAGUCGAUAAUCACAAUGAAUGAAAAGGAUAAAUUGUGUCGUGGAAGAACUGCAAGUGAAAGAUGGAAGCUGUUUAAAAACAUAACAAAACUUGGUCUUCAACGGUUGAAUACAUCAUCAAUUGAUAAUGAACAAAACUUUCCCUCCCUUCCAUCUGUAUUCUAUUGCAAACCAAAGAAACGCUCCAGUUUCUACAGAUCAAGACAUCUAAUCUACGAUAUGCCUAUUCCAAUUGAUGAAUGCCAAAACGACGAUGUCAUAAUACGACGACGCAAUAUCGGAUUCGGAAUCAAUUCAACUACAAAUGGCCAACGACGACCACAACGUGCAGCACAUUCCUUUGAAUUAAAACGAUACAGUUCUGUGCAUAAAAAAGAAAUCCUCAGAGUACACUCCUUGCAGCCUGAAUUGCAAGAACAUGAACCAACUCCACCUCCACCACUACUACAGCCUUCGGCAUCGUUAUCGUCCUCAACGAUAAUGAGAAAUAUCUCUUUUGCAUCUCCAGAACAGCAGCAGCAACAGCUAAAGCAGAAUAGCUUUGAAGAAUCUACACCCCUUCGAGGUGAUGAUUUGGACUUGAAGUCAUCGAAAAUAGGAUUUCAGCAAUUUUUGCAUCGAAUGUCAUCUCGCAAAUCGAAUCAACCAAAAACACCCACGGCCAAAAACCAUCAUCAGCAUCAGCUUCAGCAUCAUCGCCCGGUCAGUGAAACCAAUUCUAUUGUAAGCAUAAGUGAAGAACCCAUUUCAUCAACGGAUGUAUCGGCUAGAACAAGUUGGAUGGACGAUGAGCCGGAAUUGGUUAAAGAUAUAAAUCCUGAAACAUUGACAGAUGCCAAUGAUAACAACGUACGAGUCCAGGUACCCAAUGACGAUGAACGUAAAUACGGUGAAAUCCCAGCUGAAAUUUACAUGCUCUAUUUGAAAUCGGCCGGAUUGCCAAUUGUUGUGGUCUUUUUCACAACUGCCUUGAUAUGGCAAGGUUUACGAGUCUAUACUGAUAUAUGGCUACAACGAUGGACAGAUACGACUACUACAACAACAACAACAACAAAAAUAAGCAAUUCUACCUUGUCAAGUGUAAGCAAAGUCGGAGUUGGAGUCGGAGUCGAAGUCAUGUACUAUUUCCGUACGUAUGCCAUUAUCUCAAGCAUAUGCAUUCUAAUGGCGUUAAUAACAACUCCAAUGGGACAAAUUGCCGGAUGUAAUGCCAGGAGACUGCUACACGACAAGCUACUGCAAUCGAUCUUGACCAAGUCUUUGCAUUUUUUCCAAAUCACUCCCAUAGGAAGGAUAAUGAAUCGUUUUAGUAAUGAUAUGGCGAUAAUCGAUAAGAAAAUUGCAGCAACAAGUCAGAGACUCCUACAAUUCAUGCUGUUGUGCCUGUGUGCGAUUCUGAUUAAUGUUAGCAUAACGCCAUGGUUUGUGCUUCUAACGCUUCCAAUAUGUACCGUAUACUACAUCAUUCAGAAGUUCUACAGAUGCUCGUCUAGAGAACUUCAACGAAUUGAAAACAUGACCAAUUCACCUGUUAUAUCACAUUUAUCUGAGACAAUCGAAGGUGCUGUAACCAUUCGAGCUUAUAGUCAGGAGGCACGAUUUACAGAGAAAUUAUUUAAACAUCUAGAAGCUAACAAUAUUGCAUUUACACUCCUGAACACCAGCAAUCGCUGGUUAGGCAUUGCUCUGGAUUACUUGGGCGCAGUAAUCGUUUUUGUGGCUAUAUUGACAGCAUUGGUUGCAGCUACUAUUAGCACCAACAAAAACACCACCAGCACCAUCGGUAGCAGCAGCAGCAACACAAAAAACAAUAAUGCUUCUCAUAUGGAAACAGAAACAGCAACGACACAUGGACCAACGCCAUCACUUGUUGGUCUAGCUAUAAACUACACUCUCUUGGUGCCGAUCUACCUUAACUGGGUGGUAAAACUUUAUGCUGACAUGGAAAUGUAUGUGGGUUCCGUGGAACGUGUUGCAUAUUAUGCUGAGCAGCAGCACCAGCAGCAACAGAACCAGCAGCCGCGUAGAGACAAUGAGGAGACUUCAUCUUUUGCCAGUCAAGAGGCAAACCAUGUGAAUCCUUCGACGCUACCGCUGCCGUCGCCGCCGCCGCUCAAAUCCUGCCAGGAUGAAGUCAUCUAUAAAUCGGUACCAAUUUCAUGGCCACAAAAGGGUGACAUAGCAUUUGAAAAUGUCAGCAUACGAUAUGAGGGCCAAAAGGCAAAUGUUAUCACGGAUUUGUCUUUGAAAAUACCCGCUGGUCAAAGGGUUGGUCUUUGCGGCAGAACAGGCAGUGGAAAAUCCUCUCUGGUUUUGUCAUUGUUCGGUGUAUUGGAAACAAUUUCAGGGCGUAUUUUAAUCGAUGAUGUGGAUAUUUCGGAAAUAAACCCUGACGAAAUAAGAUCAAGACUUUCCAUUAUUCCACAAGAUGUACACUUAUUCAAUGCUAGCAUAAGAGAAAAUCUGGAUCCACAAGGACACUAUGCCGAUGUGGAUCUGUGGAAAUGUUUGGAACUUGCUCAAUUGAAGGACUUUAUUGUAAAAUCAAUGCCACAGGGUCUUGAUACAAUAAUCGAUGACAGCAGCAAGACUUUAUGUGCUGGAUAUAAACAGCUUUUUUGCCUUGCACGUGCCAUUUUAAGAGGAUCUGUGUGUCUGCUGUUGGACGAAGCAACAAGUUCAAUGGAUACAACAACUGAAUCUGCUCUCAUGGAUGCUGCACAUAAGGUUUUCCAAGGACGAACAAUUAUAACAAUAGCGCAUCGACUUUCAAUUUUAUUGGAAUAUGAUAGAAUUAUUGUCUUGGAAAAUGGACGAAUUGUCGAAGAUGGUACUCCAGCAGAAUUGAAGGCGAAUUUAAAUGGUCAUUUUUCUGGGUUACUGAACUCCGAACAUGUGCAGGGAUCGGAUGAUGUGAAAGUUAAUAAUUCACAAGAAAAUUUAAGAGAAGUAGGAAUGUAAGACUGCGCUGUUAGUACUUAAAUCGAUAUUGCUCAUACAUGUUCUACUUAAUAAACAAAGAUGUAUGUAAAUUAAUUAGAUCCGUUUUCUGAAGAGAAAUUUUGAUCUUAAAACUUAUAGAUUAAUUUUCGUAAACUGAUCUAACCAUUAUUUUUAUUGUUUUUAUAAUUUUAUAAAUUGAAAGAGUAUUAAUUAAUAUUUACAUUUUAUGUAUUUAAAUAAAUAAGAUGAAAAUCAUAUUAUAAAAAUCUGUUAA